AUGCCUUGUGAUGUAUGCAUUGGUCAAGGCAGAGCAGAGCCAAACAAGCUCUUCAUCGGACAGCUGGCCUUUGAAGCUGAAGAAGGCGACCUCCAAGAGAAGUUUGGGAGGUAUGGAGAGAUCCUCAAUAUUCAAAUUAUCAAAGACAACAUGACUGGAAAGUCCAAAGGCUAUGGCUUCAUCAAAUUUGCUGAGACUUCUGAUGCUGAGAAAGUGUUGAGGACAAUGGAUGGCGCAGAGAUUUGUGGCCGCAAGUGCAAACUGGAUAAAGCUGGCGGAGGAAGACAGAAUGCGUCUCGAUAUGAUCGGGAUGACCGGCGUGGUGGCGGCCGUGGGCGCGACGGGAACAACAAAGAGCCAGAGAAGCUGUUUAUCGGAAAGCUAUCACCGGACGCCACAGAGGAUGACGUAAGAGAAGCAUUCCGAAGACUUGGUGACAUCAAGGUACAACUGAUCAAGGAUAGGGACACUGGUGACUCUCGUGGCUUUGGCUUCGUCACCUUCUCGGAUGCUUCGAAAGCUGAAGAGGCGCUUCGAUCAUGGCAAGGGACAGAGAUCGCUGGACAAGGUUGUAGACUGGAGCGUCCUGGUCAGAAGCCUCAAGGCGGACAAAGGGGAGGCGGCCGCGAUUCGCGCUCACCAAGCCGCAGAGAUCGUCGUGGGGAUGGCCGCUCACGGUCCCGGGGACGACGUCAAGAUCGAGAUGAUUGGGACCGGAGGGGACGAGCUCGGGAUCGAUGGGAAGCUCGACCGCGCGAUCGGCGUCAAGGUGGCAGAGGUGAGAGAGACCGGGGAGAACGUGAUCGAGGCGAUCGAGGGGAUCGUGAUCGAGGUGAUCGUGAUCGAGGCGAUCGAGGUCGAGGUGAUCGCGGCGAUCGAGGGGAUCGAGGCGAUCGAGGCGAUCGCGAUCGUCGAGAUCGUGGCCGAGAGCGUGACGAUAGAAGAGAUGAGGGACGAGGACGAGAUGACAGAGAUGAAAGUGAUUCACGGGAUUCACGAGCUGAAGAAAGCCAGCGCGAACGCCGUUCUCGGACACCGGAUGGACUGCCCAGGAAAAGUGAAGCCAUCAGCGCAGCCCGAAAUGCAUAUGAGGAUGCAUACCAGCGUGUGCAAGAUGCACGCGAGGAAGCAGAUUCGGCAGAGGCCUCAUUAAAGAAGAUGCAAAAGGAUGCAAUGCGGGCAGUGGAUCGCAAGGUCGCAGAUGAAACUGAAAGGAUCAAGGCAGAUCUGGAAGACAAACUCAGUGAGAUGAGAAGCAAAGCAAAGAAUACCCUAGCUUUGUCCAUGGAUACAGCAGAACUUAAGCUGCGUGAAGAGUUGGCCGAGAAGAUUGCCCAGAUCAGAAAGGAGUAUGACGUGAAGGUUAAGGACGAGCACGCCAGACUUCGAAGGGAGCACGAGGAUGAAGCAGAGGAUGCUGAGAACAAGGAGCAAGAAGCAGCUGAGAAGAAAAUAGAGGAACUGCGAAAGAAAGCUGAAAAGGAGGAAAACCCAUGGGAGUGGAGAGAAGCCCGCGACAAGGCUGUAGACACCUUGGAGAAGGAGGAGGAGAAGUUGGAAUCUGCUAAAAGACGAUUGGAGUCGUUGACUGGGCAGCCAGUGAAGGAACCUCGGUCCCGCUCGAUGUUGCCACGCGAGAAGCGCGGCAAGCGGCCACCCUCUCGCCAGGUGCAGUUCUGGGUGUUUUUACAUUUUAGACACGGUGUUGGUGCAGGCGCUCUCAGUAAGUGAGGGGCUUUGGCUUGCAACUACUGUGACUUUGUCAGACCAUGUUUGUGGACAACAACACUGUUCUGUUUGGGCACGAAUCAUACCUGCCAUCAGAAGCAGCAGGGAGGGGAGUGGUGUGUUGCUGUUUGCAGCGUCGCCUAUUUAUUGCUUUGCCUUCGUGAGAUCAUUUUUGAGAGUGCAAUACCUCAGUGUUCACCAUCAGUUUGUAUGCGACAUUGUACCUGCUAUGAUGACCCUGGCAGCAAACAAGAGGGGACAUGACAUGCACUUCAGAUGUUGAUUGGCGAGAUUGCAAGGAUAUUGGCUGCUUCCUGUGUCGGCUAUUAUAUAUACUAUGACUCUUAUGACUUUGCCAGGUUGUCUUUAUGAAAGGCAAAACUGCUUUGUGUACGAUGUUGCAUGCAUAGUUUCAUCAACUUUGCAAACAUUGACAGGACCUUUCUCGACUUAACCAUCGAAACACUGCUGGCAAACUUGCCCCCUUUUUUGGCAUUCUGUCUAUGGGGGUGCAGUCCGGUGCAGUCGUUUUCCCGUGCCAGGAAAACACAUCAUGUGGCUUCAAC
Molecule: messenger RNA, 2294 nt
Organism: Durusdinium trenchii
Lineage: Eukaryota; Dinophyceae; Suessiales; Symbiodiniaceae
Source: the annotation of a GenBank genome assembly